This is a messenger RNA of Grosmannia clavigera kw1407, 525 nucleotides long. RefSeq lists its product as uncharacterized. NCBI's taxonomy places the organism in Eukaryota, Fungi, Ascomycota, Sordariomycetes, Ophiostomatales, Ophiostomataceae. The transcript has 3 exons. The record is from RefSeq and is a predicted model, not a curated record. Bases 1 to 525 code for a protein of 174 amino acids.
AUGAAGCCUGCCUACCUAGCAAAGGUCUUCAUGACCAUCGAGAUGGUCACAGCUGCGAUUAUACAUGCGGCAGAAUACAAUACAACAACUGCGACACCGUCAGUGAUCGCGACCUCGGCGCCUUACCAUUUCCACCCGAAGACGCAGGUCAAGCCCACAGACUCUUCCAAGAAAGCGUUUGACGGCCUCUAUGUGUACCCAUACCACACGGCACCAGAUACAUAUGAUGCCGCCUUGACGCCAGAUAAAAUGCGCGCCCCGACUUCCCAUGCCAACUACGGUCCGGUUGGAGGUGUCAGCGGGCCGCCGUACUUUGACAACGGCACUCUGCAGUGGACAGACGAAGCAGGAUUCUUCAGGCCGGCCAGCUUCCACGGCUGGAUAGUCUGCCAAUGGUGGGACACCAACGAGGACACACCGUCAAAGCCUGGCCUCCAGCUCUUCUUCCGGUUCAACAGCGCAGGCGGAGUGAUACCGUCUACGUGUGCCGAUGUUGAUCUUGUACUGCAAAGCACUUCUGUAUAA